Messenger RNA from Lizanozyma spartinae, 5886 nucleotides. RefSeq names its product protein kinase (gene RIM15). Gene Ontology annotation, molecular function: protein serine/threonine kinase activity; ATP binding. Gene Ontology annotation, biological process: phosphorelay signal transduction system; peptidyl-serine phosphorylation. The coding region runs from base 1 to 5886 and encodes 1961 amino acids. The record is from RefSeq and is a predicted model, not a curated record. The transcript has a single exon. Gene Ontology annotation, cellular component: cytoplasm; nucleus. NCBI's taxonomy places the organism in Eukaryota, Fungi, Ascomycota, Pichiomycetes, Serinales, Debaryomycetaceae.
AUGUCUGAAAAUACCACUCAAUCGCCUCAUACGUUGAAACGGAUUGUGGAUUCGUCGUCAUCGUCCCCAAGUCUAGGCGAUUCAAAGCAUCUGCCAGAAACAAUGUUCCAUCAACCAAACUAUCAAACACCCCUUAGUCGCAGAGUCCACACUUGGGUCCCGGAUGCAGACGUAUCACAACUAACAACAAGUGCCCGAUCGUCGGUGAAGUCAUCACCUUUGAAUAGUCCACUGUUUUCUAAACUACAUGAAACAUAUGAUCGUUCUGUCAGUCCCUGUGAGAUCCCUACGACCGAACUCAUACGCCUUCGAGAACUGUCCCGGUCUCCACUCCUGAGAGAAAUCACCAAUGAGUAUGUCGAGGAUCAGAAUACUAAUAAUACUACCACUAAUAUUACACUUGCUGAUGAAUCACUGGAAUUACGUGCUUCAGCGGGUGCUGGUGCUGAUGAUGAUUCGGAUGAUGUUGAAGAGAUUCAUAGACCUAUAAAUUCUCCCUUAAGACCAGAUUCAAAAUCUCCAAUAUCGAAAGUCUCUUCGCGCAAGAAGUUAAUGGUCACUUUGGGUCUCACUGCAUUAAUGGAAGAGCAAAUAGAUUUACGACUUGCUUCUGGUGAUAAUCCAACUGUGGUUAUGGAACUUGAUCUCGAUGGUAAUGUACGUUAUUUAUCCCAGAAUUGGGAAGUCAUAGUUGGAACUUCAAUAAAGAAAAUCAUAGGCAAGCCGAUUUCGAAUAUCGUUAUAGGAAAUGGUCCUGAUGACUUAAACGUAUUUGUUGUUGCCAUGAAUCAAAUGGUAAAGGAUGACAUUAGUUAUAAAGUCAAGUUUGUAACGGCUACAAACACAAUUGAUGUCGACAAGUCUCUUCCAACAGAUCAAGACGCAACUAGCGAGAGUACUGAUGAUGAGGAUGUAGAUAUCGAAGAAGCGUCACCAACAAAUGAAUUUGAUCCUGUUAAUGACGAGGAAGCUGAAGCGGAAGUCGAUUCUUUAUCUGAAACAUCCUCAAAAGUAUCCAAUAAUGGAGAAAUAAUUGAAUUAGAGGCACAGGGUAUCCUUAUACAUGAUUCGAAAACAAAACUUCCCACACAUGCUAUGUGGACAAUCAAACCUUUCACUCAUAUUGAUGUACAGUUGAGUAUUCCCCCAAAUCUUAUUGAUUUGCUUGGGUUUGGGGCAGAAAUAUUUGAAGGCUAUUUACAAUCAGUUCAAGAUUUAGGUAUUAUUGAUGAAGAACUGGUUCCACAGCCAAAGUCUAUUCUAUGUCGUAUUUGCGAGUCAAACAUUCCUGCCUGGUUCAUUGAACGGCAUUCAGAGCUUUGUCUUGUUGAGCAUAGGAUUGGAGAAGAGUUGCAACAAUGUCAAGAUUUGCUCAAUGAUCAAAAGGAAGAAUUGUCAUCUAUGAUUGAUGCUCUCGCUGCUUCUGUUGCGUUGCAAUCAAAUAUGUAUAAUCAAGCCAUUUCACCCCCAAACUCCGUGUCUGGUGUCAUUGGCAUGUCUUCAUCUUUGAAUUCAUCUGCAAGUUCCAUAUCAACAUCGUUAUCAUCGUCAUCAAGUAAUGCCAUUACUGCUUUGAUUCCACCACAUAUUGAGUAUAAGGGAGUCCCUAUUUCUUGCAUACCUCAGACUUCCAGUCCGUCAUUCGAGGAUUCUCCUAAACUUGCCAAUCAAGUAUUAAAGAAAAAUUAUAUGAACCAGUUAAACAUAUCCAGAAGAUACCCCUACAAUAUCAUUCAAAGACUUCUUGAUUUGGUCAAUGAUGCGUUAAAUAUCAACCCAGCUCUGGAAGUUUCAGAUGAGUUGACAUCUGAAAAUAGAUUUGAGUUUUCACCAAACAGUGAAAGGGUUAUUAAUAAUAUACUGAAUUGGAAGUUGACGGAAACAACUACCGAUGUUGGCCUUAUGUUAUUAAUAGAGGAUACACAAACUCUUACACAGAAUAAGAUUGACAUUAUUUCCCGUUUAAUUUCUGUUCUACAAUAUUCGAAUAAGAUAAAGCAUGAAGUUGAUAAUUUAGUGCUAGAGACCGUGAAGGAUACCGUUAAUAGAGUUAGAGAACAAACAUUCUUGAAUGAGCAAGCUUCCUUAAUACCUGAUUCAGAGACUGACGAGAGAACGUUAUCGCAAGUUAAAGCGCAUUUGAGAACGUCAUCUGGAUCUUCUUUAACAGUUAAUCUGGAUCCUACUCAAUCCCUGCACCCUGGAAUUGUGGCACCAAAGCCAUCAAGAACUCCUAUUCUCCUUGAUAGCAGCGACGAGCAUAAUACAUUCCUGAUUACACCAACAGAUAUUCUUUUGCGAGGUCGGUCACCUAAUAUUCGGUCUAAUAGUAGUGGCAGUGGAAAAAAUGACCUCAGAAAGAGCUUAGGGGAUCGAGAACUGAGUAUCCCAGAGCAUUCAAUUUCAACAUCUCCUAAUGAAUUAAGGCAUACAUCAUCAUCAUCCUCGUUCCGGAAUAGUAUAAUUUCUGCAUUAGGUCCAACAUCUGCAAAGGAUCUUCUUGAAAGUUUUCAAGACUUUGAUUUGAAUAAUAAAAAGCCUCCUCUGGAAGGGGUGACUACUAAUAAUUCAAAUAACUCUACAUUCCUGUCACCAAGAAGACACUUAUCUCCUGCUCCACCAUACGUUGAACGAAAGUCUCUUUCGUCGUUCCAAAGAAAUACUUUAACACACAAGUCCUCCAUUGCUUCACUUGAUGUUGGAGAAAACCAAUUGAUGCCACCAAACCUGGGCAUUUUAUCAAGUUCAGAUAAGACCUUGGCAACUAAUAGUCCUCCUCCAAAUGUGUCUCAUAUCAUUAAUCCUCCUCCAUUUAUUUCGAUACCUACAACCCUGGGUGCAGCAGUUGGCAGUAUUUCUUCAGAACGAAGGUCAACAUCAGGAGGAUGUUAUCCUCAACACACUCCAACAUCACAGAGAAACUCGUUACCAAACCUGACUCCUAUUCUUUCAGCAUCGCUGUUAAAGCAACCUUUAUCCCCUCUCUUAGUUUCCCAAGCUCCAGUAAAUAAGCAACCAAGUGGUGGUGAUAUCCGUGACUAUGAAGUGAUAAAACCUAUUAGUAAAGGUGCAUUUGGAUCGGUUUUUCUUGCAAAGAAGAGACUAACUGGAGAAUAUGUUGCUAUUAAGUGCUUGAAGAAGAAAGAUAUGAUUGUGAAAAACCAGGUAUUAAAUGUUAAAUCCGAGCGAGCUGUUAUGAUGAGGCAAAGUGACUCACCUUAUGUGGCUCAAUUGUAUGCUUCAUUCCAACUGAAGGAUUACUUAUAUUUAGUCAUGGAGUAUUUGAAUGGAGGUGAUGUUGCUACUCUUGUAAAGAUGCUAGGAACAUUAGAUGAUAGUUGGACAAGACAAUAUAUUGCAGAAAUUGUUGUUGGUGUUGAUGAUUUGCAUAGAAGAGGGAUCAUUCAUCGUGAUUUGAAGCCCGAUAACGUUUUAAUCGACAAAAGGGGUCAUUUGAAAUUGACUGAUUUUGGAUUGAGUAGAAUUGGUAUUGUCAAGAGACAAGAAAGGUCUCAUAGAAAGAGUUCAGCAGGUGAUACUGGUAUUGAAUUAUUUAGGAAGAGCAUAACCAAUGCAAUGAUGAUGGCGGCUACUGGGCCUACGGGUAGUGCUAUUGCUGAUGAUAAUUCGACUCACCAUAAACGAACCUCUUCAAUUACGCCAUUUUCCUUGUCACCUAAAACUGAAUUUACCAAACUUAAUACUUCUAGUUUAAUGACAGGCUCAAGUUCAAUGACAAAUUCUCCAGUGUUCGAAAAAUCUUCAUUUAUGUCCUUCAAGAAUUCCCAACCCAUUGGUACUGUAUCGAAUUUUCUUCUUAGCAAUGCUGCCACCGGGAACAGCAGCAUUGAUAGUGGAGUUCGCUCAAGUUCUAUAUCAGGAGGCUCAGCUUAUGGAGUUGAGCAAUCUCCGCUCAUCAAGCCAAUUAUUCCAAGAAAUGUUUCUGAAUCUUCAUUUGCUAUUUUGGAAGAUGAUUCAUCUUCAAGUGACUUGACUAGUGGAAAUGCUACAAGUACUCAUCUUAGUGCAAGCGGAGAAGGCAGUAGCCACUUUGCUAUUGGAUCUGAACCCAUGAAACACUCUCAUUCAGCUCUGGGUACUGCUUCUCAUUUACUGCAAUCGUUUACUCAAAGUCAAAGUCAAGGUCAAGGUCAUAAUUCAUCCUCUUCGGUAUUGUCAUAUGCGUUAUUUGAUCCUCAGAACCAAAAGAAUGAGAAAGAGAUUCGUUUUGUGGGGACCCCUGAUUAUUUAGCACCUGAAACCAUUCAAGGGUUGGGUCAAAGUGAUGCACUGGAUUGGUGGUCAAUAGGUUGUAUGCUCUUUGAGUUUUUGUUUGGAUAUGCUCCAUUCCAUGCUGAUACACCAGACAAAGUAUUUACCAAUAUUUUACAGGGUACAAUUGACUGGCCUCCAAUUGCACCCGAUGAAUUGUUGAAGUACUGCAGACCUGAAGCACAGGAUUUAAUCCAGAAACUUUUGACAUUGGAUCCACAGAAACGGUUAGGAUCAAAUGGUUCUCAUGAAAUAAUGUCACAUCCUUAUUUCAAUGGGAUUGACUGGGAUAACUUAUUUGAGAGCGAGGCACCAUUUGUUCCACAUCUUGAAGAUCCAGAAUCGACAGAGUAUUUUGAUUCCAGAGGUGCUGAAUUGUUACAAUUACCCAGAGAUGAAGAAUUAAAUGAUAUCAAUGAUGAGUAUCAUCAACAUUCAGAAUAUAAUCAUCAACUUCAUUCAUUGGGAGGCCGCUCUGGCAGCGAUACAUCUGAUCUUCUUUUGUUACCUGGUAGUGGUGGUGGUGGUGGAGGGAAACGUGAAAGACGAAGUAGCCGGUUGGCUGAUCCUACUGAAUUUGGAUCGUUCCAUUUCCGAAACUUGAACGUUUUAGAGAAAGCCAACAAAGAUGUUAUUAAUCGUUUAAAGAGUGAACAUUUGGAGCAUAGGAAUAGUUUUUCCAGUUCCACAAGUGAUGUUUCAACUCCCAGUUCUCGUUCGCGUGGAUAUUCAUUUACGGGAACAUCUACGUUUAAGAAACCCGUUUCACCAGUGAUUAGAGCUGUUUCACCUUCCAAAAUGUUUGAUUCACCCCAGUCGGUGUUUUCCACACCAACUUCUACUAAUCCUCGGCAUGGUUCACUUACUACAGCUGGCUCAUAUUCCAGUAGUGAGGAACAGCCAAUCUCACAACAACCAUUACCAUUACCACAGGUACCAGCUGAUGUUAUAAGACAUAGGAGUUCGCUCAACAGUUUAACCAAACAUGUUUUCCGACCUUCGGGAAGUACAUGUACCGAUUCACCCACCAGUCUGGAUAACGAGGAUCAAAAGUCUAGUGCAUUACUUCGAGUACAAAAGAGAAGAGAAUCACUAAGAAGAGGUGGAAGUAUUGGAGGCCACUCUUCAGGAAGCUUUAGUAGUGGGGGGACACAAUAUGGCAGUGGAGGGUCAGGGACUAUCCCACCAUUUUCAUUGGAUUCACCUCAUAUGCUUGCACAACCCGAGAUUGAUGUUUUAUAUUGUGAGCUGAUAUCGGCCGUAAGAUUGAACGUAAGUAAGUUGCUUGAAAAGUGUGGAUGUGUUGUUGUUGCUAUCACCAAUGGAGAUGAGUUUGUUAGAAGAGCCACAUCUCAAGUUAAGUUUGAUUUGAUAUUCACUGCUUUAAAGUUACCAAAAGUUUCUGCUAUUGAUGCCGUUAAGUUGAUCAAGUUUACUACUGGGGUCAAUGUUACGACCCCCAUCAUUGCCUUGACAGCAUUCAAAGAUGAAGCUUGUGAGGCUGGAAUCUUUGAUGAAAUUAUUGAGAAACCAGUAGAGUUUAACCAACUACAACAUGUGAUACAUAAAUUUAUGCGACAUGAUGAAGCAAUUGAGUCUGAUAAUGAGAAUUAA